UACAUAAUAAAUGGCAAAAUAAGGUUGGGGAUUUUCAGGAAACACUGUCAAAUUAAAUACUAAUAAGUAAGGUUAAUAAGAGAUUUAGUCGUGUGGAAAAGAAGCUAAAUAUUUGGGAAACAGCUGGAAAAGCUGAUGACAUCUAGUAUAUUCCUGAUGCUGAGGAGGAAAAGAAACCUUAAAAUCAAAUUUCAGAUGCUGGAGUGGUUUUAGGUUAAAAGUUAUAGAAUAUUAAUGAAUUGCAGAACUUAGCUAAAAUAUCAUCCUUGCCUUAACCAGUACUUACAAUAAAGAAUUUAAAUUUAGGCUGAUGAUAUUGAUUUUAGUAUUUUGACUCAAGUAUUGAGGCCGGCAGAAGAAGUAUAAGAGACUGAUGAAUAGUGGGAAUUUUCAAAAUUGAAAACUGAGAUGCAGGAAAUUGUUAAUAAGCUCUACAGCAAUAAAACAAAUUCUUGAAUUAAAUGAAUUAAUAUU
Messenger RNA from Paramecium octaurelia, 474 nucleotides. NCBI's taxonomy places the organism in Eukaryota, Ciliophora, Oligohymenophorea, Peniculida, Parameciidae. The record is from the annotation of a GenBank genome assembly.